AUGUCAGCAAUUCGUUCACAACAACCUUUACAACCGUUAAAUAAUGGUCAAUUGAAUGCAAGAGGUACAAAUAUAACUCCAAUUAAGUCAGUUAGACGUCAUAAAGAAAUACCAAUACCAUCAGCGGAUCAAAACAAACAACAGAAAAAGAAAAAAGAAAAAUUAUCAGCAUUAUGUAAAACACCUCCCUCAAUUGUUAGAACAAGAAAUGGUAGAGAUUAUAGAAGAGGUAAUUUUUUAGGUGAAGGAGGUUUUGCUCGUUGUUUUCAAAUGAAAGAUUCUUCAGGUCAAAUAUAUGCUGCUAAAACAGUUGCAAAAGCAUCAAUAAAAAAUGAAAAAACUAAAACAAAAUUAUUAUCAGAAAUAAAAAUUCAUAAAUCUUUAAAACAUCCAAAUAUUGUUAAUUUUGUUGAUUGUUUUGAAGAUGAUAUCAAUGUUUAUAUAUUAUUAGAAAUUUGUCCAAAUCAAUCACUUAUGGAAUUAUUGAAAAAUAGAAAAAGAGUUUCUGAACCAGAAGUACGGUAUUUUAUGGUUCAAGUUGUUGGUGCAAUAAAAUAUUUACAUUCAAGAAAUGUUAUUCAUAGAGAUUUAAAAUUAGGUAAUAUAUUUUUUGAUCCAGAAAUGAAUUUAAAAAUUGGUGAUUUUGGAUUAGCUUCAGUUUUACCAUCUAAUGAACAUAAGAAAUAUACAAUCUGUGGUACUCCAAACUAUAUAGCACCUGAAGUUUUAGGUGGUAAAAAUACUGGUCAUAGUUUUGAAGUUGAUAUUUGGGCUAUUGGUAUUAUGAUGUAUGCUUUAUUAAUUGGUAAACCACCUUUCCAAGCAAAAGAUGUUAAUGUCAUAUAUGAGAGAAUUAAAAAAACAGAAUAUUGUUUCCCAGAAGAAAAACCAAUAUCUGAUUCAGCAAAACAAUUAAUUAAAGAUUUAUUAAGUUUAAAUCCUUUAAAUAGACCAACUAUUGAUGAAGUAUUAGCAUAUGAAUGGUUUAAAGGUCCAUUCCCAGAUAAAACCAGAGAAGUUAGCUUAAAUGAAACUCCACAAGGUCUUGAUCAAAUAUCAAGAAUUCAAUCAAAAGCAAAUUUCAAAAAUGCAAAAGAUAUGGCUGGUAUCUAUACUCCAAAAACUAAAAACCCAGUUGAAAUAUUGAGAUCAGAUUUACAAUCAGAACAACCAAAAACCUUAUUACCUCAAUCUUUAUCACCAAAUGACACCAAGAAUAAAUAUCAAGAAGUUGAUCCAGAUCAAUUAGGUAGACCAAGAAGAGUUAAUUUCAAUUCACAUUUCUCAACAACAAUCAAAAAUCUUAAUAAAAUUUGUUUUGAAACUUAUCAAAAUAUAAGAAGAUUAGAACAUUCAAAACAUGAAAACAUAGAUACUAUGGAAUUACCAGACUGUGAAAAUCCAACGUUAAUAAGUAAAUGGGUCGAUUAUUCAAAUAAAUAUGGUUUUUCAUAUCAAUUAAAUAAUGAUGAUAUUGGAGUUUUAUUUAAUGAUGAUAAUACUAUUUUGACAUUACAUAAUUCAACAAAAUUCUUAGAAUUAAUUUAUCAUGAUGGUGAAGGUUGGACAUGUAUUGAAAAUUCAUUAAAUCAUCCACCAGCUCAAGCAAAAAGACAAUUAGAAGUUGUUGAUUUUUUUGCAAGAUAUAUGAAUAGUAAUUUAUCAAAAGUUAGUGAAAAUGAAGAAAGAAAAGAAAUUGUAUUUUUAAGAAGAUAUAGUAGAACACCAGAUUAUAUAAUGUUUGAAAUGACAAAUGGAAAUUUUCAAUUUAAUUUCAAAGAUCAUCAUAAAAUUUGCAUUUCAAAAUCUGGUUUAGCAAUAACUCAUAUUUCACCAAAUCGUUUAACUCAAACUCAUCCAUUAAUCAUGGUAUUACAAGAUGGUAAUUUCCCAGCUGAACAUGUACCAGAUUGUUUAAAAAAAAUUGCCACAAUUAAAGAAGCUAUUAAAAAGAGAGCUUUUAAUGAAGAUUAA
This is a messenger RNA of Lodderomyces jiufengensis, 1974 nucleotides long. It is a transcript of the gene CDC5, whose product is annotated as polo kinase. The record is from RefSeq and is a predicted model, not a curated record. The transcript has a single exon. Bases 1 to 1974 code for a protein of 657 amino acids. Gene Ontology annotation, cellular component: nucleus; cytoplasm; spindle pole. Gene Ontology annotation, molecular function: ATP binding; protein kinase activity; protein binding. NCBI's taxonomy places the organism in Eukaryota, Fungi, Ascomycota, Pichiomycetes, Serinales, Debaryomycetaceae. Gene Ontology annotation, biological process: mitotic cell cycle; protein phosphorylation; regulation of cytokinesis.